UCUCCAGGAAACACCAUUUAAAUGAAUAGUGGGAGUGUGCAGUUGCUGGAUUUAACACGGGAGAGGCACAAGCAUCACUCCAACCGGGAAACUACAAGUCGUUUUCUCACAGAAAGGUGUCCAGCAACGACGGCAAAGCUUGAGCCAUGUGUGGGAUCUUUGCCUACCUGAAUUACCGAGUGCCUCGCACCAGGAAGGAGAUAUUUGAGACGCUGGUGAAGGGACUGCAGAGGCUGGAGUACAGAGGGUACGAUUCAGCAGGUAUCGCUGUGGACGGCCCUACCAAGACCACCACCGACGACAACAACAACACCACCAUCUGCUUGAUCAAGAAGAAGGGGAAGGUCAAAUCUCUGGAUGAGGAGCUAUACAAGAAAGACUCACUGGACCUGGACGAGGAGCUGUGCACACACUUUGGCCUCGCUCACACUCGCUGGGCCACACACGGAGAGCCGAAUGCUGUCAACAGCCACCCUCAUCGCUCGGACAAGAAUAACGAAUUUAUCGUUAUCCACAAUGGCAUCAUCACUAACUACAAAGAGCUGAAGAAGUAUCUGAUCACCAAAGGAUAUGAGUUUGAGUCAGAGACAGACACGGAGGUGAUUCCGAAAUUGAUCAAAUAUGUUUAUGACAACCGAGAGAGCGACAACGUCACCUUCUCCACCCUGGUAGAGAGGGUUAUUCAGCAGCUGGAGGGGGCCUUCGCUCUGGUGUUUAAAAGCUGUCAUUUCCCUGGAGAGGCUGUGUCCACCAGGAGAGGAAGUCCAUUGCUCAUUGGUGUGCGAAGCGAGCAUGAGCAGUUGACCGAAAACAUCCCCAUCCAGUACAGCAGUGCUCGCUUUAAGGAGGGAGUCCAGGAGAAGAAUAGCCAUAAUCGUCCUGACUGCUCCAAUGCCAUCAACUCUGUGGGGGAUGGCAGGGCUGUGGAGUAUUACUUUGCCUCUGAUGCCAGUGCCAUCAUUGAGCACACCAACAAGGUGUUGUACAUGGAGGACGAUGACAUUGCAGUGGUGACCUGCGGGAAACUCUCCAUCCACAGGGUGAACCGGCAGGCUGGUGAGAACCCAGUGAGGGCAAUCCAGACCCUACAGAUGGAGCUGCAACAGAUCAUGAAAGGUAACUUUGAUUCCUUCAUGCAGAAGGAGAUCUUUGAGCAGUCGGAGUCAGUAGUCAACACUAUGAGAGGCCGGAUUUGUUUCGACUCCAGCACAGUGGUUCUUGGUGGGCUGAAGGACCACCUGAAAGAAAUCAAGCGUUGCAGACGGCUAAUCAUGAUUGGCUGUGGCACUAGCUUCCACGCUGCAGUGGCUACCAGACAGAUCCUCGAGGAGCUGACGGAGCUGCCUGUUAUGGUGGAGCUGGCAAGCGACUUCCUGGACCGCAACACGCCUGUUUUCAGAGACGACGUUUGCUUCUUCAUCAGCCAGUCAGGAGAGACAGCAGACACCUUGAUGGCAUUACGCUACUGCAAGGAACAAGGUGCUCUGACAGUUGGUAUAACCAACACUGUGGGCAGCUCCAUUUGUAGAGAAACAGACUGCGGAGUCCACAUCAAUGCUGGGCCUGAGAUAGGAGUGGCUAGCACAAAGGCCUACACCAGUCAGUUUGUGGCCCUCACCAUGUUUGGCCUGAUGAUGAGUGAGGACAAGCUCUCCCUACAGAAGAGAAGACUGGAGAUCAUCAACGGCUUCAGGGUGCUACCUGAGCUGAUAAAGAAGGUGUUGGCCCUGGAUAAGAAGAUCAAGGCCAUCGCAGAUGACCUGUAUCAGCAGAGGUCUCUUCUGGUCAUGGGCCGAGGUUUCAACUACGCUACCUGCCUAGAGGGGGCGCUGAAAAUCAAGGAGAUCACUUACAUGCACUCAGAGGGCAUCCUGGCUGGGGAGCUGAAGCACGGUCCUCUGGCACUUAUAGACAAAGACAUGCCCGUCAUCAUGAUCAUCAUGAGAGACGGCUGCUACACCAAGUGCCAGAAUGCUCUGCAACAAGUCACUGCCAGAUCGGGUCGGCCCAUCAUCCUUUGUUGCCAGGACGACCCUGAGGUGACUAAGAAUGCCUACCAGACCAUCGAGCUACCACAUACUGUGGACUGUCUGCAGGGCAUUCUCUGUGUCAUCCCCCUGCAGAUCCUGUCCUUUCACUUGGCCGUCCUGCGAGGAUAUGACGUUGACUUUCCCAGAAACUUGGCCAAGUCUGUCACUGUGGAAUAAUUGCAGUUCACAAAGCACGAGAGCGGUAUAAGAAGACUCAUAGAUUUACAGUGCAAUUGUGCAAUUGAACGUUCACUAUGUUUGUAUGUGUGUGUGUGUGUGUGUGGCAAGUUUGGUGUAGUAGGUGGCUAUGUAUGUGUGUGUGCACAGAUGAGGGUGUGAGUGAGAGUGAGAGAAAGUAACAGAUGAAAGGGGAGAUAUACGGUACAAUGACUUUUAAAAAAACAAAACAAAGAGAAUGUGAAGUCCGAUUCAAUACACUGCUGAGGAAGUGCCAUUGCCACUGAGGCCUCGCGUACCAAUCUAUGAAAACAACUUUCAUACAUCCAAAGCAACAUGCUAUGCCUUUUGUCUUAUCUCGAGUUGAGCCAAGAACACAUACAACAGGCUUAGCAGAAAAGCAUUGAUAUGGUAUAUUGAAGUGUUUACAGUUGUGCAAUAUGUGGACCAAAUGUGCAUUAUUUAUGUACACAAUCAUGAAUGAGGUGAUUAAUUCUAUUCCUGUUUUAUUAAUUUCUUAUUUCUUAGGGCUUCUUACCUCUCUUUGCAGAAUGGGAAAUGUAGGAAUUAAAUAGUUUUAUUCCAGAGAGUUCUCUGAAAAUUCUGAAAAUCAGAUGGGCCAUUAACCCAUAACUUCAAUAUUUUUUACCAGAAACUACCAUAAGGAAGUUCCUCUAUCUAACCUUUACAUUAUUACUUGAUUUUUUUUUAUGUGUUUCUGCUCUAUUUUAUUGUUAUUUCAUUUUAAUUCAAAACAUUUUGAAUUCUGUUUCUGUCUAAGAAUUGCAGUUUAAAGUCAGUUCAUGGUAAAACCUUUUUUCCAGACUUUCUUUAUACUUAUUCUUGUCAUAGGGUGGAGUAUUUCCACACAGACGAGAAUUAUUUAAAGAGCACUCAUGCAGCAAAAAAAAGUAAAGUAAAAGUGACUUUCAGUAAUACUUUUUUGUCAGCCAUUUGUAUGGGUUUGUGAUAAUGACAAUAUUGUGUAUUUAUCUGAUUUUUGAUUUUAUAGGGGCUUAAGAGAGGGUUUGAUUUAUAUGAUUGUCUUUUAUACUGUAUGGUUUAAAGACAUAAACAGGCACUAUCAAUCAAUAAAUAGAUGAAGCAUUCUA
Siniperca chuatsi (mandarin fish) is the source of this 3319-nucleotide messenger RNA. It is a transcript of the gene gfpt2, whose product is annotated as glutamine-fructose-6-phosphate transaminase 2. Gene Ontology annotation, biological process: protein N-linked glycosylation; fructose 6-phosphate metabolic process; carbohydrate derivative biosynthetic process. Lineage: Eukaryota; Metazoa; Chordata; Actinopteri; Centrarchiformes; Sinipercidae. The transcript has 19 exons. The record is from RefSeq and is a predicted model, not a curated record. Gene Ontology annotation, molecular function: L-glutamine:D-fructose-6-phosphate transaminase (isomerizing) activity; carbohydrate derivative binding. Bases 147 to 2207 code for a protein of 686 amino acids.